AUGAUCAAACCUGGUUUGCUUUAUCGCUCAGCAAACCCAAGAGGUUUAAAGGGUAAAAACAAGAACCCUUUGCCAGUUUUUUGGCAAUCCAACAAAAAGGCAUGGCUAACUGUGCAAGCAUUCCUGGAUUGGUUCCAGAAAUGCUUCAUCCCAGAAGUGGAAAAGUACCUUGCUUACAAAAACAUGGAAUUCAAGGUGCCAUUAUUGAUAGAUAAUGCACAAGGCCAAGCAGAAUGUUUGCAGUUUAGACAUCCGGGUGUAGAGGUGGUUUUCCUACCCUCUAACACCACUGCUGUUAUUCAGCCUCUCGAUCAGGGUGUAAUACGCACCUUCAAGGUAUAUUACACCCGAUGCUCUUUUGGUCAUAUCCGUAGUGCCAUGGAUGCAGACCCCGACCUUGAUGUUAGCAAGUGUUGGAAGGAGAACAGCAUUGCGCACUGCCUUACCAGCAUCAGUGAAGCAUUCAAUGAACUCGAACCAGAUACAGAGAAUGCUUGUUGGAAAACUUUAUGGCCCGAGUGUGUGAAUAACGUCCAUAAUAAACGUGGUGAGGGGUUUGUGGACUUGGUCGCUGAAGAUGUGGAAGAGCUGAUUGAUGGGCAUGGAAAGAAACUAACAGAAGAGGAUUUAGAAGAGUUGGUAAAAAGUGCCGAAGAAGAUGAAGAGGAAGACAUUAUGGAAUUGCAACAAGAAGGUUUGGGUUUUGGAAAAUUUUGUUGA
Messenger RNA from Homarus americanus (American lobster), 720 nucleotides. Its product is annotated as tigger transposable element-derived protein 1-like. Gene Ontology annotation, molecular function: DNA binding. Gene Ontology annotation, cellular component: nucleus. Bases 1 to 720 code for a protein of 239 amino acids. The record is from RefSeq and is a predicted model, not a curated record. The transcript has 2 exons. Lineage: Eukaryota; Metazoa; Arthropoda; Malacostraca; Decapoda; Nephropidae.